AUGGUGAAAAAGGAGGAGGCCAGUUCCCCGAGCAUCCGUGUCUCGGGACAGGCUAACAAGCCUAUGUCUCGGCCUGCCCAUGGGUUACCUUAUGAUCAGGUCAUUGUCGAAUUAGCCGCCGAUGGCCGCCAUGGUCUGUCGAGCGAUGUUGCUAAGCAGCGCCUUGAGAAGUUUGGGAAAAACGCCUUGGGUAAGGCUCAAGGUGUUUCGGUGUGGAAAAUAAUGGUAGCGCAGGUCGCCAACGCGAUGACCAUGGUCCUGAUUCUGGCGACGGUCGUGAGCUACGGUAUCGGGUCGUGUAUAGAAGCGGGCAUCAUCGUCACCAUCGUCCUCCUCAAUAUCGUUAUCGGCUCUUUUCAGGAGUAUUCCGCCGAGAAAACGAUGGAUUCCCUCCGUUUGCUCAGUUCUCCCGCGGCCCGCGUCAUACGCGACGGGGCCCCUCUCGUCAUCCCCACGGCCGAAGUGGUAAUUGGCGACACAGUUGAGCUCAAGGCGGGAGAUACCGUUCCAGCUGACAUCCGCAUUAUCAAGGCAGCCAACUUCGAAACUGACGAGGCGCUCUUGACAGGAGAAUCAUUGCCUGUGGCCAAGGAUGAAGACACGUUAUUCGACGACGCUGCAGGACCCGCCGCCAGGUUGAACAUCGCUUUUAGCUCCUCAACCGUUACAAAAGGCCAUGCCAGAGGCGUCGUGUUUGCCACAGCGUCUUACACUGAAAUCGGAGCAAUUGCCGCUGCGCGUCGUCAAAGAGACUCGAGAAUACGACCCGUGAAGCGGAGCGCGGACGGGUCAGCUAAACCUCACCGUUACUUGGAGGCCUAUACCCUGACACUUACGGACGCCAUCGGCCGCUUUCUCGGCGUUAACGUAGGGACACCCCUCCAGAAGAAACUAUCCAAGCUCGCGAUCCUACUCUUUGGCGCUGCUAUACUAUGCGCCAUCAUCGUUAUGGCUACCAAUAAGUUCGAUUCUCGGCGGGAAGUUGUCAUCUAUGCGGUCGCCACCGGUUUAUCGACGGUCCCAGCCUCCCUGGUGGUCGUGCUAAUGGUCACCAUGACCGCUGGAACGAAGCGUCUGGUAAAACGAAACGUAAUCGUCAGGAACCUGAAGUCCUUAGAAGCCCUGGGUGCCGUUACGGACGUCUGUUCCGACAAGACCGGUACUCUGACUCAAGGUAAGAUGACCGCAAAGCGGGCGUGGAUACCUGGCAUGGGCACCUACACCCUCGAUGCGGCCUCAGAGCCUUCCAAUCCUAUGGAUGGUAAGAUGUCGCUUGAUGCUCGCCAACCGCACCAAAUUGGCACUAUCCAAAGCCCCAGGAGCGGCUCGAGCGUUCUACCUUCGCAGCUGUUGGACCAAAGCGAGAAUGCGUUGCCCGAGUUUCUCCGUGCUGCUUCACUGGCUAAUCUUGCCACUGUCUCUCUCCGAAACGGAGUAUGGAAUGCUCAGGGCGAUCCUACCGAGAUCGCUCUCCAAAUAUUCGCCUUGCGUUUUGGUUGGAAUGGGCUCGACUUCACCGAGGGCGAGAACACGGUGUGGUUGCAGGUCGCCGAACACUCGUUCGACUCCAGUACCAAGCGCAUGUCUGUCGUGUUCUAUAACACGCCGACGGACCAACUCUUUGUGUUCGCCAAAGGCGCCGCCGAGCGAGUCAUCGACAUUUGCACCUCCUAUUGCAAAUGCGACGACGAGGAGGCGAUCAAAAUAGACAACGAAUUCCGAGCAGAUGUCUUGAGGAACACGGAGGCUCUUGCGAGUACAGGCCUACGGGUCUUGGCUCUUGCGAGCAAGAAACUGGUCGAGCCCCCGCAAAGGGCGUAUACGAUCGACCGGGCUCGCGCAGAAUCCGACCUUACGUUCCGUGGAUUAAUUGGUCUGUAUGACCCGCCGCGGCCCGAGUCGGCGCAUGCGAUCCAGAGCUGCCACGAUGCCGGCAUAUCGGUCCAUAUGCUAACUGGCGACCAUCCUGAAACUGCGAGGGCCAUCGCGAUGGAAGUCGGCAUUCUUCCACGCCACUCGGAGCUCGUCAGAGAUGACGUUGUUCAGGCCAUGGUGAUGACUGCAGGCCAAUUCGACUCUUUAACCGAUGACCAGGUCGAUAGGCUUCCGGUCCUUCCACUUGUGGUCGCCCGAUGCGCUCCGGACACCAAAGCCCGCAUGAUCGAAGCCCUACACAGACGCAAGAGAUUCUGUGCGAUGACCGGCGAUGGGGUCAACGAUUCACCCUCCCUCCGCAAAGCAGACGUCGGUAUUGCUAUGGGACUGGCGGGAAGCGACGUGGCUAAGGAAGCGUCAGAUAUCGUGCUUUCGGACGAUAAUUUCGCAAGCAUUGUAGCAGCUAUCGAAGAAGGCCGUCGUAUCUUUGACAAUAUCCAGAAGUUUGUUCUACACAUACUUACCGAGAAUUUUGCCCAGGCCUGUAUCUUGCUCAUUGGCCUCGUGUUUAAGGACGAGCGUGGGCUCUCGGUCUUCGCGCUCUCGCCGGUCGAGAUCGUUUGGAUUAUCAUGGUUACCUCUGGUUUGCCGGAUAUGGGCCUAGGGUUCGAGGAAGCAGUCCCCGGCAUCAUGGCGCGACCACCGCAGAGUCUAAAGACGGGCAUCUUCGACGCGGAAUUUCUUGCAGACAUGGUUGUGUACGGGCUCUGGAUCACGAUACUCUGUCUGUCCAGUUUCGUCCUCGUCGUUUACGCUUUCGGUGGCGGGAAUCUCGGGCAGAAUUGUAACGAUGGGUAUAACGACACAUGCAAAGUCGUAUACCGCGCCCGCGCAACAACCUUCUCCUGCCUCACGUGGUUUGCGCUGUUCCUAGCCUGGGAGAUGGUGGACCGCCGACGGUCCUUCUUCCGGAUGAAGCCGGACUCGCCGCGGUAUCUGACGCAGUGGGCGCACGACGUAUGGCGGAAUAAGUCCCUCUUCUGUGCGGUGAUGAUGGGUUUCGUCACUCUAUUCCCGACGUUGUACAUCCCCGGUUUCAACACUGUCAUCUUCAGGCACCUUAGCAUAUCGUGGGAAUGGGCUAUUGUGUUUAUCAGCGCCGGUCUCUUCUUCGCUGGCGUCGAGAACUGGAAAUGGGCCAAGAGAGUCUACAUGCGGCGCCGAUCCCGCCGCCUCCACAGCCAGGUUGGGAACCCUGGGGACAGCGACCUCGAGAAGCGCGCAUUCGCCAACCCCACACCACUUGGCAGCAUGGACAGUGUUACUCGGCUAAAUACACAGUUCAAGGGGUAG
Durotheca rogersii is the source of this 3228-nucleotide messenger RNA. RefSeq names its product potassium/sodium eff. Gene Ontology annotation, cellular component: plasma membrane. Gene Ontology annotation, molecular function: P-type calcium transporter activity; ATP hydrolysis activity; ATP binding. The transcript is spliced from 5 exons. Bases 1 to 3228 code for a protein of 1075 amino acids. Lineage: Eukaryota; Fungi; Ascomycota; Sordariomycetes; Xylariales; Xylariaceae. Gene Ontology annotation, biological process: calcium ion transmembrane transport; intracellular calcium ion homeostasis. The record is from RefSeq and is a predicted model, not a curated record.